AUGGAUCUUCCUUCAUCAAUUCAAUCAAUUGGUAAAUAUGCAUUUAGAAAUUGUUCUCUCAAAAAGCUUGUUCUUAAAGAAGGACUCCAAACAAUAAAUGAAUAUGCAUUUUAUAACAGCAGUAUCGUUGAAAUCAAUAUUCCUUCAACGGUGACUUCAAUUGGAAGUUAUGCAUUCUUUAAUUUACCUUUUGAAAAAUUAAUAUUCCCUGAAAUUGCAAAUAUUAGUUAUAUUGGUCCAUUUGCUUUUUCUUAUCUUGAAUAUACGAAUAUAACAAUUCCAAUUGGAACAACAUUUAUUGCCGAUCAAUCAUUUAGAGGUUCAUUUAUUACUAAUUUAACAAUUCCUAUUACAUUAAAUGAUAUGGGAAACUGGUCAUUUUCAGAUUUUCAAUCAGAUAAUUUUUCUAUUCCAAAAGGGAUUGCUAAAAUAGAUGAAUACACAUUUUCAUCUAGCGAUAUAAAAAGAAUAACAAUUCCUGAUACUGGAAUAUUUAUAGACACUGGUUCUUUUAUGUCUUCAAUUAUUAAUGAAACAUUUAUCCCAUGUUAUUCAACUAUAGGUGUCAGUGCUUUUGAAGAUUGCGAAAAUUUAACAUUAAUGAACAUGAGUUCACAUUCAACAAUUAAUCAAAUGGCUUUUUAUAAUUGUUAUUCAUUAACUAAUAUAACAACUGAACCUGAUAUUAUGUUCACAGGAAAUGCUUUUUACAAUGUUACAAAUGUUACAAUUGUACAUUAUGGAUUGAUUGAUUUUUCAACUCCAGAAACGAGAAGAAACUUUAAUUCAAUAGUUAAUAAUGCAUAUGUUCAAUGCUGCUAUCGCCAUAAGAGUAUAGCAUAUAUGAAACCAAAGAAUUACACAGUUUGCAAUGAAUUUGUCAGUUGCUAUUCGAACGAAAAAGUUAAUUAUAGAGCUAAUUAUGGAUUUUAUGCCGCAAUGUCAUUGGGAUUGCUCUAA
Molecule: messenger RNA, 960 nt
Organism: Trichomonas vaginalis G3
Lineage: Eukaryota; Parabasalia; Trichomonadida; Trichomonadidae
Product: ribonuclease inhibitor domain-containing protein
Exons: 1
Coding region: 1-960 (319 amino acids)
Source: RefSeq, a predicted model, not a curated record